GACUCGGUGGGCACCGAUCGUAGCACUCAACUCAGGGAUUACAUUACAGCGAGGCGGCGACAUGGGGUGCACUAUGUCUUGUGUUUCACCCCAAAAGUGUAGGUUUAAGUACUCGAGCAAAAGCUUCAUACGACGAAAAAGCAAUCGAUUAUUUCGUAAGAAAAACCCACAAGAGGGCCAAGUGAAGUCAAACAGCAUUGUGAAUAUACUGUGCUAUGUUUCACCCAAAAAGGAGUUCACACCUAAGGAAUUGGAAAAAAUUCAAAAUAUCAACUGGGACCAGAAAUUUGCCUAUGAUCCAUUCGGUGGAUGGAAGAAAAGCAGCACCAGUGUCAAGAAUCUGGGGAAAAUGAUUUACAGUUCCAAAGUUCGGUUUCGCUUUCAGCAUUGUCAGGAGGUACACGACUGUUAUCUGGAUCUGUUUCAGACUCACCUUCACUUCCUGUCUAACAACACCACAGGACUGACAUAUCAGGGAACAUUACCCUUAAAGGAGCUGAAUGUUUGCAACCUUCGUGGAAGUGAGCCUGGGAAACAUGCCUUACAGAUAACAGGCUCAUGUUUGAAUCAUAUUAUCAUAUACUGCUCCAGCGAAGAAGAACUAGAGACCUGGCUGGGGCACUUGAAGGAACAAGUUGAGUUAAAUGGUGGAACUGUUACUUCAUCAGAAACCAAAACAUAUGCAAGGAUUAAGAGCAAAAGAGACAAUGGCCAAGAGAAAGAGGAGCUGCGUAAUUCAGUAAAUAAUGAGCCCAUUUAUGAAUGGGAAGGCUCACAGAGGGAAUCACUGGGUCAAGUUGCCUUUGUUUCCAAGGUCAAAGUGCAGCAUUUACCAUGCCAAGACCUUCACAACAGACUCUUGGUUCUGUAUCCUGCGACCCUGAUUAUGUUAUCAGAUGAAGACAAUUGCCUGUUCUAUAAGGGAAAGCUUCCUCUCAAUGCAAUCACAAUAACCACACACUGUAAUGGUGAUAACCCCAACAGUUUCAUGAUUGAAGGAAAGUUGAUUAAUCCUAUAAUCAUGUCAUGUAUGGAUGAAUGUGACUAUCAGGACUGGCUGCACCAUCUCAGGACUUUAGAUGUUGCCAUUGAAGGACCACCAGGCCAUGUCUAUGACCCAAUCUACACACCCACUAAAAUCGAGUCGCCCAGACACUCGAUGGAGUCGUGUGAAUUGGAUUCUAGGGGCAGCUGUAAGGUCUCAGAGAAGGCGCACAGCUGGUCAUAUCAACCUCCUCGUGGGUCUGGAAAAAGUCUGUUCGAGUUCCCCGACGACCUUGCAUCACCAGGAUAUACUGAACCGCUAUGCUAUAUAUCAAGCCGCCCCACAUCCUACGAAACGCAGACAACCCGUCAGUUUAGCGAAUCCAGCGGACUGGAGUCAUCAAGUGAAGAAUCCUUCAUACAUAUCGAACAUUCAAAGCUGAGAAAUUCUCCUCGUGAAAGAGAUUCGUACGCAUCGAUCACGGAUUCAUUGUCUCCGCUAUACAGCACACCUUACAAGCCAGGUCGCGGCUGCCAAAGAGACAAGGAUAUGAGGAACAACGUCAUGCGGUUUGCGGCAGACAAACUCCCCCAUUCCUAUUCUUCACCUGUGUGUCGGCAGCAGUCUGGCCCCCCAUCAGAAAAAAAGAGAUGGAGUCCCGAUUCCACCAUAAAUGAGAUUUGCACAGAUGCACCUGACAGAUGGGAAGGCUGCGGAGCAUUUUCAAAGUUUUCUUUACUCCCUGCACCUCCAGGAAUGUCCAUACAGCAACAAGAACAAGUGGACACAUUGGAAUAUGACCAGGAUUUGUUGGGCUACCAAGAAAUUUCUGACCAUUUGGAGCCCUUCAGACGUAACCAGCUUAGCAAUGAUUAUGACAACAUCUGGGAGUUCCAUGAGGAGCCUGCUCACGCACAAAACUCUGUCGUAUCCCACCGGAUGCAUUUUCAUCUGGGUGGGGAAGAUAUCAACACUAAGUCAACACAGAAGAGAUGGUCAUAAUCAUGAAUGCAGCCAAACAAAGGAAACUCAAACAGCAACAGUGAUAAGCAGCCCUUUAAAACACCUGAUCUUGGCUUGGCUUGGCUUCAGAUAUGAUGACCGUUUGUGUUUACAUGGGAGGAGUGUUGGUGAAAAAAGAAAAAAAAAACGGAAAUGGAAUGUGGCCUGAGGAAUUUACCUUCACCGACAAAAGACAGCUGACUGAGCGUUCUGGUCAUCUGAAUGGCAGCAAAUGUUCAAAACUAACCAAAGGGCUUAUCCUGUCAGACUAGGCAGGAGGAUCAGGGAGCAGAUUUAUAGUUUUCAGCUGUUUCUUGAAAUCUUGUUUUAUUAUGUAAGUAAAUGGGGAAUGUACCAUGAAAAAGGUUGACAUAUUGUAUUGAUUUAUGUAAUAAUGGGAAGAUAAGAAAGAUCACAUUGUUAGGUUGGGUGAUGAUUAACACAAAUGACAGCAGCUCUCCUUUAACAAGUUUAAAGAAACAAAAAGACGAUAAGGUUAUUCAUCACGGGAGUUCAGGUUCUGUAACUCUAUAAAGUUUAAUAUUCCUGAUCUUAUUCUCUUCAGGGUGUGUAAAUAGAGCCAAAUAAACAACAUUUUUACAAGUAAUUUAGAUUUAUGUUAAUAUCAUGUUCUGUACAUAUCUUCAGGAUGUUUUUUAUGCAUAAGUGUAAAAUGUUUCUGUUGGAACAUCAGUGUGUACUUUUUGUAUUUAUUUAUUUAUUUUAUUUAAAUGGUUGCUUUUCCAUUCUUGCACUUUAUUUUGUACUUGCGUUUAAAUGGACUGUUUGCAGAAUGUAUUACUGUAAUUUCAAUGUAAUAAAU
This is a messenger RNA of Polypterus senegalus (gray bichir), 2810 nucleotides long. It is a transcript of the gene plekhn1, whose product is annotated as pleckstrin homology domain containing, family N member 1. Gene Ontology annotation, cellular component: cytoskeleton; mitochondrial membrane. Bases 62 to 1987 code for a protein of 641 amino acids. The record is from RefSeq and is a predicted model, not a curated record. The transcript is spliced from 15 exons. Gene Ontology annotation, molecular function: phosphatidylinositol phosphate binding; phosphatidylserine binding; phosphatidic acid binding. NCBI's taxonomy places the organism in Eukaryota, Metazoa, Chordata, Cladistia, Polypteriformes, Polypteridae. Gene Ontology annotation, biological process: positive regulation of apoptotic process; response to hypoxia; 3'-UTR-mediated mRNA destabilization.